GCCGCGCGCGGGUCUGGCCCGCGAGCCGCCCUCUCCCGCAGUGUCCGGCCCCCUGGCCUCUGCUCCCUUACCCCGGCUUCCCUGGGGCUCGCAUCUGGGGAGAACUGGAACGCUGCUCGGGUUCCGCUGGACCCUGCGUGUUGGGCUUUCGUGUUUAUCGCUUUUGACCUACCUUAAGUCAGUCCUUUCCAAGGCUACAAUUUAUUUCUGUUGGUCACACUUCUUAUUGCACUACCUAGGAAUAUUUUUAUAUUUAAAAAAAAAAACUGGACGACACUUAACUUGAUCUUGUGGCUGGCAUGGCCUAGAUGUUCUGAAUUUCCUUAAAGUCGUGUUGAUGACAGUACCGUUGACUGGUGUUACAUUUAUUGGAUUUUUUUUUUUUUUUUAAGCCUUCCACUCUUUGUUUUGUACUGGAGGUUUAACCCAGGGGCACUUUAGCAUUGAACUACAUCCCUAGUUUUCUAUCGUUUGUCUUUUUUUGUUUGUUUGUUUCUGUUGUUGCCAUUUGUUUUAAUGGAAACAGGAUCUCACCAAAUUGCUCAGGUUUUCCUGGAACUUGCCGAUCCUCCUGCCUCAGCCUCCCGGAGUCACUGAGAUUACAGGCGUUUGCCACCACACCCAUCUUCGGCCUCCCACUUUUAAUACUUCUGUCAUUCUGUGUCCUGUUAAUUAGAGUCAAUUCCACCCUCACCCCCACUACUGGGCAUUGAUCCUAGGGAUGCUGUACUACUGAGCUACAACCCCAGGCCUUUUUAAUUUUGAGACAGGGUCCCCCCAAAUUGCCCAGGCAGUCCUGCAGCUUGAAAUUCUCCUGCCUCAGCUUCCUGAGUAGCUGGGAUUACCUCCAUCUGCCAUUGUACCUGGGUGAAAUAUUAGGCUUCUGAUAUAGGUGUACUUAAUGAAGUUCUUAAAAGAUAAAUAAAUCCUCUUGACUUUAUAGGUAAAGAUAAAUCCAAGGAUUUGGCAGGGCUCCUUUUGCGUGUGUGGUGCACAGCAUGUGUGCGGUGCUGGGGAUGGAAUGUGGUCUCACAGAUGCCAGGCAAGCUUUCCUCCACGGAGCAACACCCACCUCCCAGCCCAUCCAGGUUGCUUCAUGGUAGAGCUCCCUAUGCACAGGCCCUGCCUUCCAUCCCUAGCACCAAAAGAAAAGAAAUUAAACCACUGUUGAGCUGAGCCUUGGGGAAGAAAGAGCUGUUCAGUGAGAUGAAACCCCUUUUUUUCUUAUGGUUAAAGAUUUGCAAAUGGCACCAGGGUGCAAGGAGAGGAAAGUCCCUUUCAGUAGGGGUGAUCCUUUUAGGCUUGUACAAGUGGUUGGUCCUUGAACCAGGCCUUGAAGCCUGGUUAGAAUUGGAAGAGAUUAAUGUAAAGCAUUUUGUUGGGGAAAAGCAGGAGCCAGAGGGGAGAGGCCUGAGCAAAGAGGCCCUUUGUAAAGUAGACAGUGCCCAGAACCUGCCUGCAGGUGCUUUUAGAAAUGAGGAUGAUGGAGCUACUAAAUCAGAAUUCUUAAUAGGGGGCCCCUGGGUUUCCAUAUUACUGAGCCAGAUAAUAAUAAAACUCCAGUUUUGUGGGGAUUCUGGGGGAGUGAAGUGUUUUGUUUUAUUGGGUUCUGGGAAUUGAACCCAGGGCCUCAGGCAUGCUAAACAGAUGACUGUUACAUGCUCCAAAGUUGGAAAAUUUAUACCCACAGGUAAGACAGGCUCUGGAGGAGCUAAAAGCUGUUCUGCCCUCCAGUCUUUUGUGGGGCGUGGUAAUGAGUCCCAACAGUUGGACCCAUUUGAUAAUGAGUUCCUUUCCUAAUUAUGCCUCUUGGCAAUUAUCAGUUACUGGGGAAAUGAACUGGGUGUGGCAUGAUGUGGGCCUGUAAUCCCAGCUACUUGGGGGCUGAGGCAGGGGGGAAUCUCAAGUUCAAGACCCGUGAGGCUGGGGACAUAGCUCAGUUGGUAGAGUGCUUGCCUCUCAUGCACAAGGUCCUGGGUUCAAUCCCCAGCACCACAAAAAAACAGUUCAAGACCACUGUCAGCAACUUUAGUGACUCCUUGUUAUGGGGGGAAAAAUGUGGGAGUGAUGUUGUUCAGUGGUAGAGCACCCUGGACGCUACCUCAAAAAAGUUACUGGGAAAAUGAGAUCAGUCCCUUUUAAGUUUCAAGUGCUAGGUUUUUCGGAUUUAAAGGGGAACUGGGAGAUGAUCUCAACGUUUUUCCUCAAGCCAAGACAGCAGCCCCCAUAAGGAGGCAGCUGCUGCCACAGUUACUGCACCAGCUGAGUUGCAGUGGGCGCUGUGUGGGAUGUCAGUGCUGGCCCCCAGAUCCCUCCUCAGAUAAUGAAGAGUUGGCUGGAUUACCGCUCACCGCUGGAACACAAUGCUUUUUUCUUGGUACAAUUUUAAAAGCAAAUACCAACUCUGUUGAGGAGGUGGCUUUAUUUAGGAGGUCCCUUGACUGUGAGUAAGCUGCUUAUGAGAGAGAAGAAAUGGGAAAGCUUGUAAUUAUCAAGCUUCUACAGACUAAAUGGCUUUCCUUGUGGGAGAACUAAGGUAUCAUUUUCCUGUUGCACUUGGUGGUAACAGUUUCAAUACAGUGAACUGUGGGGGGCUCUUGAGUUAAUAACCGUGGCUCUAGAACCAUCUUCAGCCCACUUACAUACAAACAUUUGCACAUUAUUGAACUUUGUUUGCUGACUCCUAAUGGUAGACGUCACCUGAAAAGGCAAAUGAGAUGAAAGAGUAUAUCCACAUUCUGCGUUGAACACCAGUACACUUAAAAGGCCAACUGUUACUUUGUACCACAUGGCUGAUUGCAACAGGAAUUGAGAAGACAAAUCAGUAGGGAAAUCUUUACUUUUGGAGGAAGGCAGGGUACUUUGGAAGGGAGUACCUGAAAGAAAGUGGUAGAUGAGGGGGCAGUGGGAAACCUCUUUGGAAAAGAGGUACUUCCAGAAUCAUCUGGGACACUUGUUAAAAUACGGAUUUCUGCUUCUGCACCUAUCUGCUUGGAUCAAUUUCCUGAGAAAACUGGCAAAUUGGUAUAUUUCACAAGUGUCCCAGGUGUUUCUGACAAGUUUGAGAAGCCAUGAAGAGGAUUCUGGAAGAGUGCUAAGAUGGUGAGUUUGGGGCCCGAGGCAGUUCAGCAGACCCCUAAGCAAGAGCAUUUACCCCCAAGACAGAAAGGAAGGAGUUGGCAAAUUCAUGCAGUUUGGUGAGAAGAACUUGAGGCUGACAUUGUCAUCGAGGUAGAUCCUUGGAUAAAUAUGAGCAAGGUUUGUCUGUUCUGUUCACUAAAGAGUGAGGCGAUUAUCUUCUGGUUUCUUGGAAGGAGGGGUAUGGAGAAGAAAGGAGACUCACAGCCUCAAUAUUUGUUGUUAGGAGUCCAAUGAGUAAUCAGACCUUAUAAAAGGGCCUUGAUAGUUAUUUUAAUAGUUAUUAUCAUACUUUAAUAAACAGAACUUUGGAGGGCAUUGUGCAUUGAUAUUGGUAAGCGAACUAGGACUAUUGUGAAAAGAGGAAUUAAGAUAUUUUGGAUUUGUUCUGCGAACCCUUGUCUCUGCCUAGUGUCAGAGUAACACCUGAAACCUAGUUGGAUUCAGAAUGCUGGGGACAUGGGCAGGAGGGCCUAGGGAAAGAAUGAUUUUUUUUUUCCUUCUGCUAUCAAACAAAUGUAAGGCCCAGAUCUUCUGAAUUUUAAUACCUGCAAGUAGAACCCGAACAUCUCAUUCUGACAUACAGCCCAGGUAGGCAGCACAGGUGCACCAGUGAGGACUCAUUUUGCUAAGUGUUUAGACUCCCGCCAUAAGUUUCUUUCUUUCUUUUUUUUUUUUUUAAUUUAGUACUAGGAAUUGAACUCAGGGGCACUCAACCACUGAACCACAUUCCCAACCCUAUUUUGUAUUUUCUUAAGAGACAGGGUCUCACUGAGUUGCUUAGUGUCUCACCGUUGCUGAGGCUGGCUUUGAACUCAUGAACCUCCUGCCUCAGCUUCCCGAGCCACUGGGAUUACAGGUGUGCGCCAUCAUACCUUCCAUGGAGGUGCUCUUUAGAUUAGUAAUCAAUAUUUGGUUGGGGAAAGAGAAGAAGGAAGUGGGAUUGGGCGAGCUUCUGCUGCCCAUCUGUGUCUGAGGUCUGCAAACGCACCGGGACUGUCAGUACCUGGUCCAGCACAGGCUACAAUGUGAGUUAUUUGACAAUUCUAAUAAUUCCUUGGAUAUAAUGUUUUUCUGUUUCCUUUUUAUGCUUUGUUUUUAUGGAUGUGAACUAUCAACGAGAGUCUGCUGCAUUUUAUUUGGAAAUAAUUUCAUGACUUGAUGUUUUUUAUUUUUUUCCAAAACUUACAGAAAAUUAACCCAAGCCAAUAAUGAAAAUCUUUUGCCUCCAAAGUGUAAAUAUCACUGUGAGAACUGUCUGUCUAUAGAAAUUUACAAGUUUUCUUAUCCUUGGUAUUCUAAAGUUUCACCUGUUGAGCAGGUGCAGUCUUUAGCACAGGGAACAUUCCAUUGUUUCUUGGACUGUUCUUAACCACUAUAUUGCCUCUUGUUCUUGAUCCCCUGUUAGACUGUUGGCCUUAUGGAGCUCUCCCCCAAGUCUCUUCAUGUUUUUAAUGCCUUUAUCUUUAUUUCAUGACAUUUUCUGAAAUUUCCUGUUUUGCAGUCAUUUUACAUUUCUAGAGAUUUUCUAGUUCUCCAGUAGCCCCCCUUUCAUGGAAAUCUGUUUUGUGUCUAUAAUAGGAGCUUUAAAUGCAAGUAGAUAUGUUUGCUUUUUUUCUCCUUCCACCUCUCCGAAGAGCAGUUUGUCAGCUGAGUGGGAAGAGGGUCUGGUGAGUUGGCAUCUGGCCUUCCCUGGAGAAUGUAUGAGGCAGCCUCCUGAGGACCUGACCUCUACCUUCCCUAAAGCAAGGAGGACUUCAUUCUGUGUCCCACGGUCUAACCUCUUGCCUUUUGAAAAACGGAGCUCGGUGCCAUGGCUCUUGCUUGUAUCCCAGCUACUCAGAGGCUGAGCCAGGAGGAUCUCAAGUUCAAAGCCAGCCUCAGCAACUUAGUGAGGCCUUAAGCAACUUAGCCAGACCCUGUCUCAAAAUUUAAAAAAUAAAUAAAUAAAAGGGUUGGGGAUGUGGCUCAGGGGUUAAGUGCCUCUGGGUUCAAUCCUUAGUACCAAAUAAAUAAAAAUUAAUAAAUAAAUAUGUGUAUAGAAAGGGCUGGGGGUGUGGCUCAGUGUUGGAGCGUCCCUGGGUCAGUCCCCAGGUGGUUGGUAGGUAGGUACCCUCAGGUCCACAGCAAGAUCUUGAUAUGGUCUGCUCUUGCAGGUUGCUUCAGCCUUGGAAGCCUUUCUGUGGCACACCGCCCACUUUCUCUGGCGCCUUCUGUUUCUACCCAGCAGCCAAAGCCAUCUUUCCCAGGCUCUUCCUGUGAGAGGGAAAGCUGUGGCCAGUGGCUGCUUCGGAUUUCAUUCUUGAAUGGACUGCCUUACAGCUGGCCCUCGGCCUCUCCUGCCCCCCUGUGGGCAGAUUUACCUUGAAGCCUCUCCAGGGCACCCUUGGAAGGGCCACCUUUGCCUUUGUUAGCUCCUGCAGUUCCCUCCACUGUGGUUCCUCUGAACUCAGACCUGUCCCUGUCUUCCUGGGACUCCUCCAAGUGUGUGGCUUCUUGACAGCAUCCUUCUUAUUUUCCAAUAUCACUGAUCUUUCUCUGUGUGGGGGUGGUGCUGGGCGUUCAACCCAGGGCCCCGUGCAUGCUGGGCUGGCACUCAAGCACCCUCCUGCUGAGCCUCAUCCCUAGCCCUUUUAUUAUUAUUAUUUUUUUAAUAUUUAUUUUUUGGUGUAGAUGGACAACACAAUGCCUUUAUUUUUAUGUGGUGCUGAGGAUCUAACCUGUGUCUACCACUAAGCCACAAUCCCAGCCCAUUCCUAGCCCUUUUAUUUUUUUUUUUUUGUAUUUUGAAACAGGGUGGCACUAGGUGGCUCAGGGCCUCACUAAGUUGCUGAGACUGGCCUUGAACUUAAUCCUGCCUCAGCCUCCCAGGUCACUCCCAUAACAGGCAUGCACCACUGUGCGGGACUCAGCUAUGUCUUCUUCAGAGGGUACUCUCUAUGAAGACUCGGCAAACACCUGUAAGAUGUAUGUGUCCACCACUAGGCAUUUUCUUUUCAAAUUAGUACAUUUGCCCUGAUUUCAUCUGUUCUGGGCAGGACAGAAACACUUUAGCUGUGAUUCUUAGCACAGGAUAUUCGCCUUUUGUCCUUUUUUUUUCACGGUACUGAGGUUGAACCCAGGGGCAUUCCACCUCUGAGUUACAUCCCCAGCCCUUGUUUGUCUUUAAUCUUAUUUUCAGACAGGAUCUCAUGAAGCUCCCAGGCUGGUCUUGAACUUGCCAUCCUCCUGCCUCAGCCUCCCAGGUGACUGGGACAACAGGUGUACGCCCCCAAUCCUGGCUGUGGCUUUGUUCUUUAAACAUAUUUGGCCAUAGGAACUUCAUUACUGAAAAGUCUUGGGAAGGAGAAAGACGUAUGUUUCAUUUCACUGUCAUUAGAUCAACAGACCCAAGGACGUAUUGAUUGUGUGUGAGCUGUUAGUUCCCAUACUAAUACUAAUACUUUGGGCUGGCACACUUUGGGUGGCACACGCCUGCAGUCUCAGCCACUCAGGAAGCUGAGGCAGGAGGAUCACAAGUUCAAGGCCAGCCUAGGUGACUUAGUGAGACCUGGUCUCAAAAUUAAAAAAAAUAAAAAUGGCUAGGAAUAUAUCUGAAUGGUAAAACACCCCUGGGUUCACCCCUAGUACUACAGAAACAAACACGAAAACCAAGUCCACACACAAAAACUUUCUAAGCAGAAAUGUAAAAGAAGAAUGUCUUCGGUUACUGGCAGCAAAAAACAGGUGUGGCCAUGUGCAGCAGCUCCUGGACUGGGUUUGGUGGACCCCUGACCUGGAGAGAACUAUGCUGUCAGCAGAAUACUGCUUCUGGCUUUCUUAACUAAAAAUGACCGUUUUCUUGGUAUCCCAGAUACUGACUAAUGCUAGUGAUGAAGGUCACUGGUGUUGGUCUGUGUUUUCUGGCCUGACUGUUCAGAGGAUUAUUCUGGAAAAGCCCAGCUUGAUGCAGCGGUUGGCUGCUGUCAGACCAGCUUUUCUUGGGGAGGGAUUUCCUUUUCCUCAGAGAUGUCCUUUAGGUGAGGCUGUCGCGACUGAAGGUAAAAGUUCAGCCUUUUCUGGAAAACACUGAGGCGUCCUUGUCUAGUCUGUGACUGACGCCUGGUAAGAAAGGUCUCUUGCCUUGUUGGGCCGUGUAUUUUUAGACACUCUGGGUAGAGUCAUGACCUUCAUUUGAUAUCUCCGGUAAUGCCAGGCGGGUCGUGACACUGCGUUGUACACUUUGUGCUGUACCAGCUGUGUGCUGUAAUGACAAUGACGUCUGACGGGUGGAGGAGGUGGAACUUGACCUCUGUCUAUUCCUGGCACGUAGGAUAGGCGGCUGUGUGUGCCCGGCUGCUCCCUCACAGGCAGGCGCCACACGGUUGGAGAUGAUGACAGGCAGCCAUCCGCGGUGCAGCGUGUUCCAUGGGAAACGGCACGAGCAGACUUUAUAGUGCUCUCGCCAAGACACUGAACAGCAGCGCUGCCUCUCAGCACCCAGAGUACUUGGUGUCACCUGACCCAGAACAUCUGGAGCCCAUUGAUCCUAAAGAGCUUCUCGAGGAGUGCAGGGCUGUCCUGCAUACUCGACCUCCCCGGUUCCAGAGGGACUUUGUGGAUCUGAGGACAGAUUGCCCCAGUAGCCACCCACCCAUUAGGGUCAUGCAAUGGAACAUCCUCGCCCAAGCACUUGGAGAGGGCAAGGACAACUUUGUACAAUGCCCUGUUGAAGCUCUCAAGUGGGAAGAGAGGAAGUGUCUCAUCCUGGAGGAAAUCCUCGCCUACCAGCCAGACAUACUAUGCCUGCAAGAGGUGGACCACUAUUUUGACACCUUCCAUCCGCUCCUCAGUCGACUGGGCUAUCAAGGCACCUUCUUCCCAAAGCCCUGGUCACCUUGUCUGGACGUUGAACACAACAAUGGACCAGAUGGCUGUGCCUUAUUUUUUCUCCAGAACCGAUUCAAGCUGGUCAACAGUGCCAAUAUCAGGCUGACGGCCAUGACGCUGAAAACCAACCAGGUGGCCAUUGCUCAGACCCUGGAGUGCAAAGAAUCAGGACGACAGUUCUGCAUCGCCGUCACCCACUUGAAAGCUCGCACUGGCUGGGAGCGGUUUCGGUCGGCCCAGGGCUGUGACCUUCUCCAGAACCUGCAGAACAUCACCCAAGGGGCCAAGAUUCCCCUGAUCGUCUGCGGGGACUUCAACGCGGAGCCCACCGAAGAGGUCUACAAGCACUUCGCGUCCUCCAGCCUCAACCUGAACAGCGCCUACAAGCUGCUGAGCGCCGACGGGCAGUCGGAGCCCCCGUACACCACCUGGAAGAUCCGGACCUCGGGCGAGUGCAGGCACACCCUGGAUUACAUCUGGUACUCGAGGCACGCGCUGAGCGUGCGCUCGGCGCUGGACCUGCUCACCGAGGAGCAGAUCGGGCCCAACCGGCUCCCCUCCUUCAACUACCCCUCCGACCACCUCUCUCUGGUGUGUGACUUCAGCUUUAACGAGGAACCCGACGCACUUCUAUGAAAGCUCAUCUGGCCUUUAAUCACAGGAGUCUUAACCAGGGAUGUUCCGGAAACUGAAUAGGAGAGGAAGUUGCCUGAGGAGGGUCCCCAGGCUCUGCUCCCUUCCUGCCUUUCCAGCAUGCCCUUGGGAAGAUCCCGUUAGUUCACGAAACUUUUCAAUGAAAACCUGUAGCAAAAAAGCUGUUUGCACUCCAGUUUCGGCUUCUCUGUCCUCCCUCCUGAGCAUUCCCUUUGGAUCUGUCAUUUAAGGGCAUUCAGCUGGGCUCGCUUGAAGCUUCUCAGUUUGCAAAUGCUUAGAAACUUGCGGGCUUGCUCGCCUCCUCCAUAGCGAACACUCAGUAUGUAGGAAAAUCUCGCUAGAGCGCGUUUCAAGUUAUUUAUUUGUGAGUUUUUCAAAUGUCAUCAAGAUAUGCAUGGCAAUAUUUAUUAUUUUUAUAUCUUCAUGUAAAACUAAAUUAUAGCAUCAUAAACGUUUUAGAACCGUGCAAGACACAAGUUAUAAGUAACUUAUAGUGAUUUUCUUCAAGCUUUAAAAUGUUCCCCUCUGGCCUAACAACGUGUACAGAGCAGCUGUUCAGCCUGGAGGGUGGGGAGGGUGUUAUCUAAGUCUGAAUAUGGGGACUGAUGCGCUCUUGACCAAUACUGCUCUCUCUGCCUCUAUGUUUCCCAUUGUGUUUCUUGAAGAAAUUCCAGUUAGUUUUCCAUUAUUUAAUCACUGCUGGGUAUUGUCCUUUUUCCAUUGGGAUAAUAGUCAUAUACAUUUGAAAGUUAGUCAGUAUCAUCAUUUUGUGUUGGAAUGUGCUUUAACCAUGAUUAUUUAGGAGCUGUUAUGUGGCCCUGGCUAAGAAAGCCAGGGGGACCUUCUUUUCACAGAUGUGAAGGCUAUUUUGUUUUGUAUUUGUUUUGGGUUCUUUGUUUUGUUUUUGGUACUGGCGAUUGAGCGCAAAUGUGCUUUACCACUGAGCUACAUCCCCAGCCCUUUUUCUUUUUUGUUUUGAGACAGAGUCUUUCUGAGUUGCCCAGGCUGGCCUCAAAAUUUGUGGUCCUCUUGCCUCAGCCUCCUGAGCUGCUAAGAUUACAGAGAUGGGAAACUUUAUAGAAAGCUUCUAAUUGGGCUGUCAUAGAAAUUUCCUAGGAAAGCCAGAUGACUGUGGUUUAAAACAUCUACGAAGAAGAAUGUAAGAAGUUAAAAAGAUAACCCACAAUUCUUAACCAUCAGAAAUAAAAGUGAUAAAGAUAACAGGUAAAGCCUCUUCCAAACAACAUAUCCCAUCAGGAGUAAACUGGUACAUAUUUUAUUGUAUGAGUUGUAAAUAUUUAAGAUUAAUAAAUGGCCUUUUAAAGCUUG
Messenger RNA from Marmota monax (woodchuck), 9990 nucleotides. It is a transcript of the gene Noct, whose product is annotated as nocturnin. Gene Ontology annotation, biological process: circadian rhythm. The coding region runs from base 7546 to 8643 and encodes 365 amino acids. Lineage: Eukaryota; Metazoa; Chordata; Mammalia; Rodentia; Sciuridae. Gene Ontology annotation, molecular function: poly(A)-specific ribonuclease activity. The record is from RefSeq and is a predicted model, not a curated record. The transcript is spliced from 3 exons.